This is a messenger RNA of Stomoxys calcitrans (stable fly), 580 nucleotides long. It is a transcript of the gene RpL23, whose product is annotated as large ribosomal subunit protein uL14. The record is from RefSeq and is a predicted model, not a curated record. Gene Ontology annotation, biological process: translation. Bases 96 to 518 code for a protein of 140 amino acids. NCBI's taxonomy places the organism in Eukaryota, Metazoa, Arthropoda, Insecta, Diptera, Muscidae. Gene Ontology annotation, cellular component: ribosome; cytosolic large ribosomal subunit. Gene Ontology annotation, molecular function: large ribosomal subunit rRNA binding; structural constituent of ribosome. The transcript has 4 exons.
ACGCCACUAUGAAGUUAGCUGCAAAUAGAUAGCUGUCAAUAUUUUUUUGUUUUUUCUUUCUUUUUUGACUUCCUUUUGAUUGUGAACCAUCCAAAAUGUCUAAGAGAGGACGUGGUGGAACUGCGGGAGGAAAAUUCCGCAUCUCUUUGGGCUUGCCCGUUGGUGCCGUCAUGAACUGUGCUGAUAAUACAGGUGCCAAGAACUUGUAUGUCAUCGCUGUUCACGGUAUUCGUGGUCGUUUGAAUCGCUUGCCUGCCGCUGGUGUCGGUGAUAUGUUUGUUGCCACCGUUAAGAAGGGUAAACCAGAAUUGAGAAAAAAGGUAAUGCCGGCUGUGGUGAUUCGUCAGAGAAAACCGUUCAGAAGGAGGGAUGGCGUCUUUAUAUACUUUGAGGACAAUGCGGGGGUGAUAGUGAAUAAUAAGGGUGAAAUGAAAGGUUCCGCCAUCACUGGUCCCGUUGCUAAGGAAUGCGCUGACUUGUGGCCCCGUAUUGCAUCCAACGCCAGUUCAAUUGCUUAAAAUUCAUGGUUUUUUUUAAUAUGAUGAAGAAUUAAUAAAAUAAGAGACCACAAAAAACAAAA